AUGCAACCGUUAGAUUUGGAUAAACUGGUAAUCUUUAGCUCAUGUGUUCUUAAUGGCCACCGCAGCUUUUGCGCCACCGCACCACGGCCGCCGCCGUUGCUCGCCGUCAAAUUUUACUUCACCACGAAUAUCAGAAACAUGCUUUUUCAGCUGCAAUCCAGCAGCGCCCUCAUUCUUUCGGGCCACAAUCGGCCCUAUGAAAACCGCUCACGGCCCGCUGACCAACUGUGCCCCGUCUCCUUCAUCCGCUUCGCCGGAAGUCAGUGCUCCCACGGCGGAGUCAUGUAUCAACUUGGGUCUUUCCCUUUUCGCCAAAGGACGGGUAAUUCAACCUUUUUAAUUAUCAGAUUGCGGCACUAUGGAGGAAGAUUAGGAAUGGCAAUUGUGAAAUUAGCUGCUCUGCAUUCAGCUUAUGACCAUUUUUUUAUUGUUUGUUUAGUUUAUCGAGUCAGAGAUGCGCUUGCACAGUUUGAUACUGCUCUUACUUUGGAUCCCAACUUUUUGGAGGCUCAAGCUGCCCUUUAUAACAAAGCCUGUUGUCAUGCGUAUAGGGAGGAAGGAAAGAAAGCUGCUGACUGUUUACGAACAGCUUUGAGAGAAUAUGGUCUCAAGUUCAGCACCAUUCUGAAUGAUCCCGAUUUGGCCUCAUUUAGAGCAACACCCGAGUUCAAAGAGUUGCAAGAAGAGGCUGUAUUGGGUGGAGAAGACAUAGGAUCAAGCUUCCGGAGAGAUCUUAAACUGAUUAGCGAGGUCCAAGCGCCUUUUCGUGGAAUUCGGAGAUUUUUCUAUGUCGCAUUCACAGCUGCUGCUGGAAUUUCAUUGUUAUUCACUAUUCCUAGGCUGCUCCGUGCAGUCCACGGUGGCGAAGGAGCUCCCGACCUAUUGGAGACUGCGGGAAAUGCAGGAAUCAAUAUUGGAGGUAUUGUUGUUCUCGUGGCUUUGUUCUUUUGGGACAACAAGAAAGAAGAGGAACAGCUAACUCAAAUUACAAGGAAUGAAACUUUAUCUCGGCUACCUUUACGCCUUUCGACUAACAGGAUUGUGGAGCUUGUGCAGUUAAGGGACACAGCAAGGCCUGGAAUGCCUGAUUGGUCAGAAAUUGUGAAGGAGAUUCCUCCAAUGGAAGCAUUUUUGAGCAAGCUAGAAAGAUAG
Striga asiatica is the source of this 1152-nucleotide messenger RNA. The record is from the annotation of a GenBank genome assembly. NCBI's taxonomy places the organism in Eukaryota, Viridiplantae, Streptophyta, Magnoliopsida, Lamiales, Orobanchaceae.